CGGCGUCUAGCACAGCAACAAUGCACAAAUUUACAUUGCGAAAGCCUACAAUUGCCCAUUGUCGGCACGAAUGGUGCAGAUAGUCUUGCACAUCAUUAACGAACCUUUUGCGAACAAUUAUGUUGUCCUUUCGAGGCUAUGAUCCACGCGUAGCUGUCAAACCGAACACCCGCAUCAUCACUCUACACAUCACUCGGUCUGAUGAGACUCGUACCAUUGCAGUCACGUUAGCACGCACGGCAUCCGGAGUAUUGCCGACCUUCCCUGGCUCGCCUCCAUCUUCUACAACAAAUCCCAGGCCAGGACCACUGGCCAUCGGCGUGACAAUCUUGCGUUCUGUUGCUAUCACGGCGUUGCUGUUCUGUAUCUGCCGGAGAAGGGGACCGCCUGGGCCCAGAGGCCGAGCUGGUCGAGACGGCCGCGACGGUCACCAAGGCCCGCCAGGUGUUGCUGGUCGAGACGGCCGUGACGGUAUUCAUGGUGCACCAGGCGUCGCUGGUCGCGAUGGCCUCCACGGGCCACAGGGGCCACAGGGACCGCCCGGUCCGAAUGGCCCUCAAGGCGUACCGGGUGCGCAAGGAACUCCAGGCGUGCAAGGACCACGAGGUCGGUCGGGAUCACGAGGCUCUCAUGGGCGCCAGGGAAGUCUGGGACCACGAGGCCGCGAUGGGCAACCUGGACCAGCAGGCCAAGAUGGUCGCGAUGGCCGAGAUGGGCGAGAUUGUCGAGAUGGGCGAGAUUGUCGAGAUGGGCGAGAUUGUCGAGAUGGGCGAGAUGGGCGAGAUGGGCGAGAUGGGCGAGAUGGGCGAGAUUGUCGAGAUUGUCGAGAUGGGCGAGAUUGUCGAGAUGGGCGAGAUGGUCGGGAUGGUUGACACGAUUCGGGCUGGUGGUGAUUAGUGCAAGGGAUCAUAUUCGCAGGAACCACGAGCACAAUUUCAGGUCGGAUCAUCCAGGAGCGCUGUGAUCAGAGGCCAGGAGGCAAUGUACGAGCGCAAGAUCAAACUAUCGAGUUCUUCACAUUUUCACAGAUCUAAGGUCGCUGUCGGCUAUCUGCUUGUAGUGGCCCAUCUGCGCACUCGCUGCUCGCAUAUAGUACCCUUGGUCGCCGGUUCCGAAGCACUGUCACUCAUAUCUGCCACCUUGCGAUUCUUGGAGAGGAGUUUGUAAAGGCUCAAAACGCAGGGGAAAAUUAUGUUGCUCAACAACGGCUCUGUAGAAACUGUGGUGUAAUAGUUGAAUCGAAGAGGGGAAUCCUGACCCCCAGUUGCUGCCCGGGGAAGAAGGU
This is a messenger RNA of Aaosphaeria arxii CBS 175.79, 1285 nucleotides long. RefSeq lists its product as uncharacterized. The transcript has a single exon. Bases 120 to 872 code for a protein of 250 amino acids. Lineage: Eukaryota; Fungi; Ascomycota; Dothideomycetes; Pleosporales. The record is from RefSeq and is a predicted model, not a curated record.